AUGCGCGUGACCACUGAAGAUAUCACUGUCGCAUGGGGACAAUCCCCUCAUCCGCUCGAUUCUCAAUAUGGUAAAUGGAGAAUGGCAGUGUUUCAAGAUGUGCAAGAGUCGAUUGAUGGCUCAAAAUUGUACUUUUUGUACGAUCCACAAGCUGAUGAGCAGAGUGGAACAAGUGGACAGAGGAAGGGAUAUCCAGGACUCGUUAUCUUUGAUACCAACUUUAAAUGUUUCGUUGGAGAGAUAUCCAUUCAUACUCCAGGAAAAAUGAAGUUCCUAUUCGCUCUCAAAUGUCCAUCUCCACAGGGAGGCUCUUCGUUCGUUCUUGUCACCGAGGAACACAUUUAUGGACAAAUUCGACUCAACGUAUCACGCGUCGACUUGUCGCACGAUGGACUCUCAAUCGCUAACGUUCGUCCGUUGAUUCCAGAAGCAUUGUGCAUUGGUGGAGAAUACAUUUGCUCUAUGCGCGAGGACCUGCCCGAGAUCGUUGUGAUGGCUAAUCCAGGACUUCAAAUCUGGCGAAUCAAUUGCAUGGUGGAGUCUCCGCAACCACCGGUGGCCACUUUUAGAGUGCCGGGCUCUGCUGAUCUCAAUCACUUCUACGAUGGAUUUCUUAACAAUGGAAAUAUUAUCUUCUUGUCUGCUACUCCAGACGGACACUUUGACAAUACUCGUGUUCAUCUUCUCAGUUUGAACAACCCACAACAUAUCACCUCACAAAACUGUACCGGAGAUCCACAACGCGGAAUGCCAAUUCCAAGAAAACAAUGUGGAUUCGACUCGGUUACCAAUGCGAUUCUCAUGGCUGGAGGAGAGGUCGACCGUGGGAACGGAGUCGAGCGACUCGUCGACUACUGGGCCCUCAAUACCCAAACAUUCCAAUGGCUCCAAAUCCCAUCCCAAAUGCCAUGCCCAUUGAUUGAGCCUAGACUCACCGCUUGUCACUCUGGCAACAUUUUCGUCUGGGGAGACUUUGAUCAACCGCUCCCCGGGAUGCCACCACAUGGAACUCAUCUCCGUAUUCUCCGUGUUUCUGGACUCGAGACAGUCAGUCAGCCACCGGCGUACUCUUCUUACGCUCCACCGGCCAAUCCACUGUUGGAUAAUAAGCCUGGAGGCACAAACCCACCGUACCCAUCCGGCGGAAACCAAGGAGGAGGUGAACCGGCUCUACCGUACCCGUGCUACAAGGGACAGCCGGGAUUUGACCCAAAUCAGCAAGGAAGUUACACUCAGACUUCUGACGGGCACAACGCCUACUAUCCAAAGAAGAAGAAGAGUUGCUGCAUCCAAUAA
Molecule: messenger RNA, 1296 nt
Organism: Caenorhabditis remanei
Lineage: Eukaryota; Metazoa; Nematoda; Chromadorea; Rhabditida; Rhabditidae
Exons: 4
Coding region: 1-1296 (431 amino acids)
Molecular function (GO): protein binding
Source: RefSeq, a predicted model, not a curated record